GAUACUGCUGAUCCUAGAGAGAGAAAGAGCAAAAAAAAAAAAAAAAAAGGAAAAAAGAGCGAGAAAGUAUGAAACUUUGUUGUGGGUUUUGGACUUGGGUUUAGAUUCUUUGUUGGAUUUUGAUUGAGAAGUUUUGUCAUCUGGGAAGUGGGGAAAUAGAUAUGUACAUAGCUUCUUCCAUGGGAAGGUCUUUCAAGGACUCAUUGAAACUGCUUGAAGCUGAUAUCCACCAUGCCAAUACCCUGGCGUCAGAUUUUUCAAGGGAAUAUGAUGGUGCGUGCCUUCAGAUGAGAAUGUCAUACAGUCCAGCAGCACACCUGUUUCUAUUUUUGGUGCAAUGGACAGACUGCAAUCUUGCUGGAGCGCUUGGACUGUUAAGAAUCCUAAUUUACAAGGUGUAUGUGGAUGGGACAACUACCAUGUCUACCCAUGAAAGAAAAGCAAGUAUUAGGGAAUUCUAUGCGGUCAUAUAUCCCUCUUUGUUACAACUUCAAAAAGGUGUCACCGAUACAGAGGAUAAAAAACAGAAGGCUGUAUGCAUGGAGAGGUAUCGUAAAAGAGACGAUGAGGAGCACAGACAAUCUUCAGACAUAGACAUUGAAAGAGAAGAAGAAUGUGGAAUAUGCAUGGAGAUGAAUAGUAAGAUUGUGUUGCCCAACUGCAACCAUGCCAUGUGCCUAAAAUGCUACCAUGAAUGGAGAACAAGAUCACAGUCAUGCCCCUUUUGCCGUGACAGUCUUAAGAGAGUUAACUCAUGUGAUCUAUGGCUAUUCACUGAUGGUAGGGACAUAGUAGACAUGGCAACAGUGACAAGGGAGAAUCUCAGAAGGCUUUUCAUGUACAUAGAUAAGUUACCUUUGAUCGUUCCAGACUCCCUUUUUGACACAUAUGACUCUCACCUAAGAUGAGUGAUUGCAACAGACACAUUUCACUGUCUGGUGUGGUCUUGGAUGGGUGGUUCCUUUCAAGUUAAUCACAUAAAUUCCAAAUGUAAUUCGGUAAAUUUAGUUCAUAUAGAGUUGCAGUGCUUGCUUCCCACGUUUACUGUGGGUUGGUGGUGAAGUUGAGAUGGUAAAUUGUAUCUAUCUCAUUUGUAUAUCCCUGUACAGAUUGAAUUACUUAUUAAGAAGAGAUUUGCAUAUUCAGUGGCUCUGACGUUUAUAACCAUUAAUCUCUUGAGAUACGCCAUUC
Gastrolobium bilobum is the source of this 1191-nucleotide messenger RNA. RefSeq names its product E3 ubiquitin-protein ligase AIRP2-like. Gene Ontology annotation, molecular function: ubiquitin protein ligase activity. The transcript is spliced from 5 exons. Gene Ontology annotation, biological process: protein ubiquitination. Lineage: Eukaryota; Viridiplantae; Streptophyta; Magnoliopsida; Fabales; Fabaceae. The record is from RefSeq and is a predicted model, not a curated record. Bases 162 to 908 code for a protein of 248 amino acids.